UCCUCUCUCUCUCUCUCCUCUCUUCCUCACUGGCUCCAGCCUUGUUCCAUCUCACCUCCCCCUGAACGCACACACCACUCCCGAUCAAACCGGAUACCGACUCGAGAUCACGCAACCACCCAUUACGCCAUGGCUCUAGCUACGGCCGUCACCAAGGAUGGCUUCUCUUACGCCGGAGACCUCUUCGUCGAGGCGAGCGGUCAAAAUCGCCAUCGCCGUGCGACCGUCGCCGAGCUUAAGAACCACUUCAAGACCGGCUCUGAGAAGGACCAUCCCGCUCACUGGUUCGAGGCCCAACUCAUCCAUUACGGCCUGCAGCCCUCCAAGGCUAAGGCUGUCGCUCGCAUGCGUCUCUUCGACGCCGUCAACGGCGGCAAGCUCUCUGUCCCCGCUCACAUCAAGAAGCUGGAGGCGGAGCUAAAGAAGACGUGGACGAAGAACGAGCGCGACGCGAAGAAGGCUACCCAGGCCCCACCCGCCGUGAAGGCCACGAAGGCCACGAAGCGCAAGGCCGAGACUUCGGGUGUCGAUUUCACUGUUGACGUCGCGGGACUCAACAUUGCCGUCACAGUAAAUCCUUCAACGCUGUCGUCGACCCAGCCCGCGGCGAAGAAGGCAAAGACGGCGAAAGAGUCGGGUCCAAAAGCUAAGAAAGCUGCAAAAGAGCCAGAGCCAAAAGCUAAGAAGGCUGCGAAAACUUCAGCUCCCAAAGCCAAAGCCAAUUCAUCCAGCACAUCUAAGCCAGCCACGGGCAAGAAGCCAUCUGCUACGCCUCCGGCUUCCGCCAAGUCGGCCCCUACUACUCCCACCGUCAAGAAACAGACGGCCCGCCGCGGUGGGAUUCACCAGGGACCCACCCGAGGUGGGGUGGCGUCGGCGUCGGCGUCGACAUCGGCCAAUCCUCAACCGCGGCCCAGUCGAGCCGCUCGCCGAAGCGUCGCUUUCUUUGCUAGAGGUCGAGUGCCCACCUUUGGCAACUAUGGCUCCUCGCCAAUUGACGACGACGACGACGACGACGACGACGACGAUGAUGAUGACGAUCCACCGCCCCCGUACACGGAAUACAAAGACGAACGUAGUGAUGACGACGAUAAUGAUGAGGAGCUGGAACUCAAGCCGCUAGGACUGCUGAACGGACGAUACGAGAUAAGCAGCGACGAGGUGACCUCGCAGUGGGGCCACACCGGUUUUAGUCUCGUCCUUACCCUAAGCGGCUCCGAACUGUGGGGUCAGUUCGAGCUCGGCAUCAUCAGCGGGAUCCUGCGCAUCGAUCAGCGGCCCUGGCAGUCGUCGCUAGACUGCCUCGACUUCACCUGGCGCGGCUGCGAGCUCGACGGCCCCAUAAAGUACGGAGACGAUAACCUGGGAUCGAUUCGAUUCCUCGGCGACGGCCGGAUUGAGGGCGAAUUUGACUUUAUGCGCCUCGAUUUUCGGGGCUGUAGAAUAAGUGGCCAGGGGACGCGCAGCGAGGUCGAUGCCGCGACCAUGCGGAACGAAUGGAAUGGCUACACGGAGUCGAGGUACGACCGGGAGAAUCGUAAUCGGUGGUGAUGGAUAUAUGAGGACAUUGGGAUAGGGGGGGGGCCUCCCUUCUGCAGUGGAGGUCUCUAACGAAGAAGAGGAGGAAAAGCGAGUGUGUAUGAGCUUGGCACUCUGCUCCCCUCGGAUUCUUGCGUGGCAGAUUUCGGGAUAGCCGAGCGAUCGGAUAGCUGCGGUCGGACCAUAUAGGUAUGUUUAGGAGAAACUACAUCUAGCCACCCGCGAAAUAAGAGAGUGUCUCAAGUUCGGGAGGAAUGUCAUUUUUCACUAUUUGGACUAGUGUGCAAUUCACAGCAAUCUGAAGCAACAGGCCAGCACGUGCUGUCCUGAGACAAUACAACAAAGCCUGAGGCCCCUCGACAUCCGCCUCUACGCGGUCCUCAU
Molecule: messenger RNA, 1923 nt
Organism: Durotheca rogersii
Lineage: Eukaryota; Fungi; Ascomycota; Sordariomycetes; Xylariales; Xylariaceae
Exons: 2
Coding region: 130-1551 (473 amino acids)
Source: RefSeq, a predicted model, not a curated record